Molecule: messenger RNA, 479 nt
Organism: Owenia fusiformis
Lineage: Eukaryota; Metazoa; Annelida; Polychaeta; Sabellida; Oweniidae
Source: the annotation of a GenBank genome assembly
ACGAACACAUUGCGAAACAUAUUGGCCAGAUUAAUGCGAGCAUUCCUAAGAUUACUUAUAUGGAUCUUUCAAAUGAAAGUGAAGCCAUCGACUCUUCACCUGAUCUGAUGUCUCUUGAUAUCCCUGUCUCAUCUGUAAGGCCCUCUUUACUGAGUUCACAGGACCAAGAGGUGGCAAGUGUCCAGGGAAAAGAGAAGACAAAUGAGCCCAGGCAGGAUAUUGAUAAUGAUAUGGAUAGUGGGUGGGACUCUUUCGCCAGACUUUCACCACUCGGCGAUGAUAUCCUGAAAAGUUACACUCGGACAUCUCAGACUUGGAGACUGGAUUUUAUCUAUCCCACAUCAUUUUAUGAGUACUUGUAUCUACAACUAUUUUUGAUGUUAUGAGUAUUGGCAAUCAAUUUUUAAUUUUUUUUUAUUCAAUAUGUAUGUAAUGACUUCAGUAUGAAUGAAAUGUCCCUUGGUGUUCUGGUCUUUGAU